AUGGAGACUGCCCCCUGGACGGAGGAGUGGAGGCACGGGCCCUCCCCCUGCUGCCAGACCCCCAUCGGGUCCCCAGGCUCAGGCGGUCACCGCUGUGGCCCUGCAGGUGCCACCUUCGGCGACCACGGGGCUGAGCCCAAGUGUGAACCGGCUGUACCCUCCACUUCCUGGUUCCUGAUGGGGGCCUCUCACAGGUACAGUUCGCCUGGAGUCCCGACAGCUCCAGCGCCUCCAGGCCGUGCACCAGGAAGUCUCAGUGAGAGGGAGGCCUCUGAGAAGGUGGCAAUGAAGGGGACCACUUCACCCGUGGGCCUGUCCCUGACCUCCUCAAAUGUGGAAAGAGUGGGUCCAGAUACCAAAGAUAUCGUCCAGAUACCUGUAAUAUGCCAGAGAUAA
Molecule: messenger RNA, 396 nt
Organism: Knipowitschia caucasica
Lineage: Eukaryota; Metazoa; Chordata; Actinopteri; Gobiiformes; Gobiidae
Source: the annotation of a GenBank genome assembly